Messenger RNA from Ictalurus furcatus (blue catfish), 2647 nucleotides. It is a transcript of the gene grb2b, whose product is annotated as growth factor receptor-bound protein 2b. Gene Ontology annotation, molecular function: protein binding. The transcript is spliced from 6 exons. Bases 396 to 1049 code for a protein of 217 amino acids. NCBI's taxonomy places the organism in Eukaryota, Metazoa, Chordata, Actinopteri, Siluriformes, Ictaluridae. The record is from RefSeq and is a predicted model, not a curated record.
CAAUCCAGCAGCAUAACAAGCGUCUGGUGAAAAGCCCCGUCUCGGCGAAACGUCCCUCCUUUGACCCGUUUAUUGGAGAAAUAAGCGCAACAAAUUGAGUAUUACUCAAAGUUGGAUUUUACGUGAAGUGAAAGAAGAGUGAAGGUUCUUCAUAAGUGAGCUUCACCAGGUCCUUUAUGUGAGAGGACCGUGCUGGAGAGAAACCGGGACAGAGACUGGAGGAGAGACACCGGGAGCUGCAGAGAUUUGUAUCCUGGACCAGUGCUCGUGUUUAGAAAGUCGAGACAUCGUCUCCUUCAUCUGACCACAGGGAAUAAACUCAGGGGGGAAAGAACUCUGUCGAGACGUUUUCCACGUGCUUUGGUGUAGACACACGCAGGUGUUCGAGCUGAAUCAUGGAGGCCAUUGCCAAGUAUGAUUUCAAAGCCACUGCUGACGACGAGCUGAGUUUUAAACGAGGAGAGAUCCUAAAGGUAUUAAAUGAAGAAUGUGACCAGAACUGGUACAAGGCAGAGCUGAACGGCAAAGAUGGCUUCAUCCCCAAGAACUACAUAGAAAUGAAAGCACACCCGUGGUUCUUUGGGAGGAUUCCUCGGGCGAGAGCAGAGGAGCUGCUGAACAAACAGAGGCACGAUGGAGCUUUCCUUAUCCGAGAGAGCGAGAGUGCGCCUGGAGACUUCUCCCUGUCUGUGAAGUUCGGCAAUGACGUGCAGCACUUCAAGGUGUUGCGUGAUGGGGCAGGAAAGUACUUUUUGUGGGUUGUAAAGUUCAACUCCCUCAACGAGCUGGUGGAUUAUCACCGCUCAACUUCAGUGUCUCGAAACCAACAGAUCUUUCUACGUGACAUCGAGCAGGUGCCACAGCACCCCACAUACGUGCAGGCCCUAUUUGACUUUGACCCUCAGGAGGACGGAGAGCUGGGUUUCCGCCGCGGAGAUUUCAUCCAGGUCCUGGACAACUCUGAUCCUAACUGGUGGAAGGGUGCAUGCCACAGCCAGACAGGCAUGUUCCCGCGUAAUUACGUCACACCUGUCAACCGGAACAUGUAAACGCCAGAAGUAUAGGUCCCUUCUUUCCAAACACACACACCCCUCCUUAAAUAAGCCUAAAUGUCCCCCUCUGCCUCUAACACCCUGUGUUUGCAGAGUGAAAAGAGAAAAAUGGAAACUGAAAAAAGAAAAAGAAAAAAAAAAAAGGUCAGAAGAGUGUGUUUCAUUUCUCCCUUGACAAAUGGGCAAAAGAAAAUCAAUGCUGAUUCCUGAGAAUUAUUGAUUGCAUCACUAUGAACGCUUGCAGCCAGGGUCUAACGAGCCUAAGCUUAAGCAGCACCACACACAUCACACAAAUUAACACCACAACAAUCCUGUGUGUAGGUUUCCCCCGCUCCAUCUGCCUCCCCAUCUUCUCUUCAACACAUUUUCACUGUAGUGCAUUGUCCUUCCAUUAAGUUUUGGCUGCAUGUUUUAAUCACAUUGUAACAGAAAAUUUUGAGGCCAAUUUAUGUUUUAAAAAAAAAAAAAGGAAAAAGAUGUAUUUAAAAAAAAAAGCAACCACAUGUUAGAUAGAUGCCAUUUUAAAAAUAAAACAAAAAAAAGGUAAUUGAUGCUAAUUACAAGUUGCAAAGUCUGAAAGAACAGGCACAAGAACUUUGUACAUCAGUUUUUGGCCGUGAAAAUAUACAUAGAGAGAGAAUCCAUUUUUAAGGAGAUAUAUAUUAUAUAUUUGUAUGUGUUUGUCUGUUUUAUCUUUCCACAAAACUUUUUUUUUUUUGUUCAGAUGUAAAUUAUGUUCAGUUGGUUUUUUUUGGAUGAAACGGAGUAUCUCUGGGACAUGCUGAAUAGUCAGUAUAAUUUUGAUGAAUUAUGAUCUGAGUUUUCUCAGAUAUGUCAGCAUGCUAUUUAACUCGCCACAUAUUUCGUUUGGAGAAAGAAAAAAGUUAGUUUUGGAGCUGCAUAUUCUUAAACGUAACUGUUUAUCAGGACUCUUUCAGUGACAUGCAUGCAGGUAAGAGCCGUUUUAUCCUGCAGGAGUUUGUCUAAUGUGAAAUUGUCGCGAGGCCAGCCACCAUUCGAAGCCAAGGUAUUUACUGCAGCCACUUUGUUUGUUUUUUGUUUUGUUUUGUUUUGGUUUUUCCUCGGGCCGUGAAUGUAGCUGACUUUAGACCUUUAGAAAUGAGCAUGAGGGAAAUAAGGUCACUGUCCUGAACCACACACCCGCUCGAGUUUUCAAAGGCGCAUCUAUUUACAGUGUCAAAACCAUGUGUGACCAUGUAUGCAUACACACACAAACAAUAUGCACAGGCACGUAUACACAUUUUAAGCAGAAGAUUGAAAGUCGUGCGAUUUUGAGCUUUCAUUACGAUCUAUUUUGCCAGUCCCCAAACUGGCACCAAUAAUACCAGUAUGCGAAUCCAUAAAGAGGCUUUGUAUGUGAAUAGUAGAGAUAUCAGCUUUACUCAUGUACCUGUUAUUUUCCCCCUUCUCUCCAUUCUUAUUGUGUGUUUUGAGCACUUUCUAUGUCAGCCAUUUUGAUUUCUUUGUUUUAUGUAGUUUUUUUUUCCCCCCCAAACUUUUUUUUUUUUUUUGUUUUCUCUGAAUUAGUGCCUUUUUCUCUGGUGUGUCAGUGUCUCUGGCCUGUAGCUUUGGCC